GGCUCUCGCUAGGCUUGUUGGGUGUGUGCGAUUGGCUAGGCCGGCGCAGCCUGCAGCUCGGUGAGGCUCGGCGGCCGAGCGGACGGACGGAUCCCGGAGCCUCCCUGCUGCGACACUGCGGAGCCGGUGGCGGCCGAGCGGCGGCCGGGUCAGCUGAGGCGGCGGCCCCGGCGAGCGGUUUUUUUCCCUAGAGUUGUGAAGAUAGAGCAUCCUGGAGUCCACCAUGAACGGACAGUUGGACCUAAGUGGGAAGCUGAUUAUCAAAGCUCAACUUGGGGAAGAUAUCCGACGAAUUCCCAUUCAUAAUGAAGACAUUACUUAUGAUGAAUUAGUGUUAAUGAUGCAACGAGUAUUCAGAGGAAAACUUCUGAGUAAUGAUGAAGUUACAAUAAAGUAUAAGGAUGAAGAUGGAGAUCUUAUAACAAUAUUUGAUAGUUCUGACCUUUCCUUUGCAAUUCAGUGUAGUAGAAUACUGAAACUGACAUUAUUUGUUAAUGGCCAGCCAAGACCCCUUGAAUCAAGUCAGGUGAAAUAUCUUCGCCGAGAACUGAUAGAACUUCGAAAUAAAGUGAAUCGCUUAUUGGAUAGCUUAGAGCCACCUGGAGAACCAGGACCUUCUACCAGUAUUCCUGAAAGCGAUACUGUGGAUGGUAGGGAAGAAAAGCCUGCUGCUUCUGAUUCUUCUGGAAAACAAUCCACUCAGGUUAUGGCAGCAAGUAUGUCAGCUUUUGAUCCUCUAAAAAACCAAGAUGAAAUCAACAAAAAUGUCAUGUCAGCAUUUGGAUUAACAGAUGACCAGGUUUCAGGGCCACCCAGUGCUCCUGCAGAAGACCGUUCAGGAACUCCUGACAGCAUUGCUUCUUCCUCCUCAGCAGCACACCCAGCAGCAGUUCAACCACAGCAGCCUCCAUAUUCAGGCGCUCAGACACAAGCAGGUCAGAUUGAAGGUCAGAUGUACCAGCAGUACCAGCAGCAGGCUGGCUACGGUGCACAGCAGCCUCAGGCCCCUCCUCAGCAGUACGGUAUUCAGUAUUCAGCUAGUUACAGCCAGCAGACUGGACCCCAACAACCUCAGCAGUUCCAGGGAUACGGCCAACAACCAACUUCCCAAGCACCGGCUCCUGCCUUUUCUGGUCAGCCACAACAACUGCCUGCUCAACCACCACAGCAGUACCAGGCGAGCACUUACCCUCCACAAACUUAUACUACCCAAACAUCUCAACCUGCUAAUUACACUGUUCCCCCUGGCUCUCAGCCUGGAAUGGCUCCAAGCCAACCUGGUGCUUACCAACCCAGACCUGGUUUUACGCCAUCUCCUGCAAGUACCAUGGCCCCUCCUUCCAGUGGGGCUAACCCUUAUGCUCGUAACCGUCCUCCAUUUGGUCAGGGCUAUACCCAACCUGGACCUGGUUAUCGAUAAGGAGGUUCAACUGCACUAAUGAUGGCUACUUGCCUCCCAAAAGACUACAAUACUAUUUUGUUUCAAUUUGUAUUGUAUUGAAGUUCGAAAAAUUGAGAAGCAGAGCAUUUUUUUAUGAUAUCAUUGUUGCUGUUAAUUGAAAAUAUAAUUUGCUGGAAUACAAACACAAAAAGACCAAAAUGAACAUUGUUUCCUCCCCUGCUUAAAAUUGUAGCAGCUUCCUAGUUAUUUUGGAACACUACUCUACAUGCGUGUAAAAUGACUGGCUUUCUAGUUUCCCAGAGGUCAUUAAAAAGCUAGGCUAAGGUAUAGCCAUUACACUUGGCUAUUUACUAUUAACAUGAUGUACUAAAAAUAGAGCCCUUUGAGAAGAUGACUAGACUUAUGUAUAAAAUGUAACAUCGAUAGGCUAAUAAACGUGAUUGAAUCCAA
This is a messenger RNA of Meriones unguiculatus (Mongolian gerbil), 1852 nucleotides long. RefSeq names its product trafficking from ER to golgi regulator (gene Tfg). Gene Ontology annotation, biological process: COPII vesicle coat assembly; endoplasmic reticulum to Golgi vesicle-mediated transport. The transcript has 8 exons. Bases 224 to 1420 code for a protein of 398 amino acids. Gene Ontology annotation, cellular component: endoplasmic reticulum exit site. Gene Ontology annotation, molecular function: identical protein binding. NCBI's taxonomy places the organism in Eukaryota, Metazoa, Chordata, Mammalia, Rodentia, Muridae. The record is from RefSeq and is a predicted model, not a curated record.